Messenger RNA from Dictyostelium discoideum AX4, 666 nucleotides. RefSeq lists its product as hypothetical. The coding region runs from base 1 to 666 and encodes 221 amino acids. Lineage: Eukaryota; Evosea; Eumycetozoa; Dictyosteliales; Dictyosteliaceae. The record is from RefSeq and is a predicted model, not a curated record. The transcript has 2 exons.
AUGGAUAACAUAAUUUACUCUUAUUUAAUUAAUAAUUAUAAUAAUAAAAACAAUGAAGAGUUUUUAAAUUGUUUAUUAAUAUUAUCAAUUAAUAAUUUAAACAUUACAUUCAACCAACUUCAAGAUUAUUGUAAUAGUAUCAAUAAUUACAAAAACAAUAAUCAAAACCUUCAAAUAAAAAAAAGAAAAAAAAUAUUACAAGAAGAAGAGGAAAAAAAGCAUUUAAAUGAUUUAAAAGGAUUAAAUGAUCAGCAAUUUCAAACACUAAAUAAUCAUAUUCAAAAUUUAAAAAACACAUUUACAACCAAUAAUUCUAAUGAUGAAGUUAUAUAUAAUCAUUCAAUUACAGAUAAUAACAAUAAUAGUAAUGACACAAUUAACAAUAGAAAUAAAAGAAUUGCAUUCGAUUGUUCAAUACUUAUAAUCAUUAAAAAUAAUUUAAAUCAUCAUAUCACCAUUAAAAAUAAUGAUAAUAGUAAUAAUUUAAAUCAAUUGAUUUUAAAACCACAACCUGAUUUAAAUAAUAAAAUAAGAACAAAUCAACAAAUAGAUCAAACAAUUGAUAAUAAUUAUAAAUUAUUUAAAAAAGUUUGGGGAAAUAUAUUUAUCAGGGAUCAAAUUUUAUUUCAUCUUAGAAUAUAUAAUAAUCAUAAUCAUAGCAUUUGA